This is a messenger RNA of Ichthyophthirius multifiliis, 612 nucleotides long. RefSeq lists its product as hypothetical. The record is from RefSeq and is a predicted model, not a curated record. The transcript has a single exon. Lineage: Eukaryota; Ciliophora; Oligohymenophorea; Hymenostomatida. Gene Ontology annotation, cellular component: mitochondrion. Gene Ontology annotation, biological process: mitochondrial proton-transporting ATP synthase complex assembly.
AUGAAAAAUCAAUUAGCAGUUCCAACAUUUGAAUUAGCACUAGCAAUAGCACAUGAAUAUAAUAUUUAAGAUGAAUAUUUAAAACCAGCAACUAUGCCUUUUGUAGCAAUGGCUAAAAAAGCAAUUGAUAUAGAUUGUAAUAUGGAUUUGAGAAAAAGUUUAGAAGAUUCAGUAGGUUAAUUUUUUGCAAAUGAUACUAUCUUAUUUAGAGAAGAUAGUGAACUUGGUGAUAUAUAAAAUAAGAGACUAAAUAAUGUUAUUGAAUAUAUAAAUAAACUUUUAAAUAUCAGUUUAGAACCAACAGAAACUUUUUUCACCAAAGAGUUGUCUGAAUAAGAAAUAUAAAAAAUUAAGAAGUUUAUUUAAGAAUAGGAUAUAUGGAAGUUAAUAUCCAUAUAAUAGGCAACUAUAAAUUGCAAAUCAUCUUGUUUGGGUAUUUCGUUAAUUAACAAAUAUAUCGGAAUUUAAGAAUGCUUUGAACUUGCUAGACUUGAAGAAAGUUAUUAAAUUAAUUAAUAUGGAUUGGUAGAAGGAUUCCAUGAUAUAGAUGAAAAUACUUUGCGUCUUAAUUUAGCUACAGCAAGACUUUUUAAUGAUUUAAUAAAUUUUUGA